UAAAAUAACUAACAAUCAUGUAAUGGCUGCAGUUCGUGUUGUGACGAUUAAACUUCCUUGUCCUUAUGUUUAAUUGAGGAGGGAGAUAUCGCACACUUUAACGAAGCGGCUGUUGCAGAUUGUCAACAUUAGUAAAUAUAAUUUCUUGAUGGAGACGCUGCAGAAGAGCAUGAAAAAACAAUCAUCAAGAUACCCCAUGCAGGAAGAUAUUGGUGGUGAUAAUGAAUUUGAAAAAACUGAUGAAUUCCAAUCACUUGUUGCUAAAACACUGACAGACAUUCUGGAUCAGCAUCUGGAACUUACUGAUAGAAAAACUUCGCAAUGUCAAGUGAAUGGUGAUACUAAUGAAGAAGGUGUAAAAUUAUUCUCCUCUUCCACCUGCCCAUUAAGACAUUGUGAGCAGCCUUUCACAACACCAGUGCGAAAGAAGAGAACUUACAGCACAUCAAGCAAUAGUUCUGAAGAUGAAAGGUUGGCAGAAUCCGCAGUGACUCAAGACUUCAUAUUCCAAGACAGCAAAAUUGACAAUUCGAAGCAAACUUGCACAACAAAUGGCUUGUUAAACAAACCUGGACAACAGAACCAUGAUAAUGAUACUGAUGUGAUAGCUAAUAAAAGAACUAAGAAAAAAAAGAAAAAGAAAAAAUGUAUUAAACAAGUCAGUGAUGAUGACACUUAAAAUGA
Gigantopelta aegis is the source of this 684-nucleotide messenger RNA. RefSeq names its product protein CUSTOS-like. The transcript has 6 exons. Bases 149 to 679 code for a protein of 176 amino acids. NCBI's taxonomy places the organism in Eukaryota, Metazoa, Mollusca, Gastropoda, Neomphalida, Peltospiridae. Gene Ontology annotation, biological process: Wnt signaling pathway; negative regulation of Wnt signaling pathway; Spemann organizer formation. The record is from RefSeq and is a predicted model, not a curated record.